GCAGCAGGGUGCAGUUUGCAAGGAAACUGUGACAUUACCAUGUGACGGAGGUUACAAUGACUGUCGGGUUGACAUGAGCAUAAAAUAGGUGUCCACGUAACGUGUUCUCCCAUUUGGAUUACACAGACGUUGGCGAGGCUUGUGUGGGAACGUUGUUCCUAACACGCACGUUUGGACUAUUAAUGCUAAUUCAGUUACCCUGCUACUUAAAGCGUCGACCGGAUUGUGGGAGUUGAUUUCUGUGUUGCACCGCAGCAAACCGUUACUUCAUUCCGGUAUUUUAGGGAUAUUCUCAGUGUGUCAAUGAAGGAUCACGUUCUAGUGUUGGUGGUGGCUGUGCUGGCUCUGCUGGGGCUGGACACGGUUCGGGCAUUCUACUUUAGUCAGAACGAACAAGGUCAGAUGAAUCAGGGUCAAAUGGGUCAAGGUCAGUUUGGUCAGAAUCAGAACGGUCAAGGUCAGUUUGGUCAGGAUCAGAACGGUCAAGGUCAGUUUGGUCAGGAUCAGAACGGUCAAGGUCAGUUUGGUCAGGAUCAGAACGGUCAAGGUCAGUUUGGACAGGACCAGAACGGUCAGGGUCAGGGGGGACAGGGUUGGAUAGACCAAGGUCAGUUUGGACAGGAUCAGAACGGUCAGGGUCAGGGUGGGAGGGGUCAAGGACAGUUCGUACAGGACCAGGACAGUCAAGGUCAGGGUAGAACGGGUCAAGGUUAUUUUGGACAGGAUCAGAACGGUCAAGGUCAGAGGGGACAGGGUGGGACCGACCGAGGUCAAUCAGGACCAAACCAAAAUCAGAAUUAUCAAAACUUUUUUAACCAGUAUCAGAAUAGGGAGGUCGUAGAUCUUGGCCAGAUAGGACAAACCGUCAAUCUUGAUCAGAUCAGUCAGCAACUGAGUGGACAGGGCCUGGAUCUUGGACAGCUAACGCAGAGCCUCAAUGGUCAGAAUGGAAAUAUCCAAAAUGGCCGUUACGUCAACACUCAAAUCGUCAGAGGAGAAUUAACACAAAUCCCCGGAACCAACGCUUUUGCCAUAAUUGUAAACAACCCAGGGAUGAAUGUGAUGAUCCAGAACAUGGCCAUCACUGCAGUGACCACCAUCCAGAAGUGGGAUAUGAUGUUCUUCCUGGCAGGUGUUGACACAAUGGAAUCGUCAUCAACUACAGCGAUGAAAGCGAUGUUCACGCCGAGUAAGGAGAAGGCGGUUCAGAUUGGAAAGGAGGGGAGAGUCAAGAAUGUUCUCAUGAAUCAACUUAUUGAUGUGCUCAAUGUUACCAAGAUUGCGAUGGCGAGUGUCAUGGACUCCCUGCUAGGACAACUAGGGGUCGCGGUGAAGGGACUGGAAACAGAUGAUGACAACUGUGACCAGUUCAUCAACAUCGACUGUGAUUCCUCCUCUCCGUAUCGGACCAUGGACGGCAGCUGUAACAACCUCAGGAAGCCGCUGUGGGGUAGAGCCUUUAUUCCCUUCAGGAGGUUCCUGGAGCCGGCUUACGACGAUGGUGUGUCAUCUCCGAGGCAAACUGCUGAGAGUGGUAACCCGCUGGCGAGUGCAAGAGAAGUGAGUUUCACGGUCCACGAAUCUGAUGAGAAAAUUGGUGUCCAGAAUGCAGCGUCGCACUUGUUGAUGCAGUGGGGACAGUUUCUUGAUCACGACAUCACCAGCACCCCCAUACAGUCAGGUGUCGAUGGGUCCCAUGUCAGAUGUUGUACAGAGGACCUCAGUGAAGAAAGCAGGGCCAAGAUCAACAUGAAUCCUGAAGACAGAGAUAUCUGCUUCCCCAUCACCAUCCCGGAGAAUGACCCUAUGUUCAAGGCCAGGACAUGUAUGAGUUUUGUCAGGUCAAUCCAGGUGUCCAACACCGAGUGUAAACUAGCUCCAGCAGAACAAUUAAACCAGAUUACAGCUUACAUCGACGGCUCUAUGAUCUACGGCUCUUCCUUGGCUGAAAUGAGGAUUUUAAGAGCCUUUGAUCGAGGCCUGCUAAAGACGUCACCCAAUGACCUACUACCAGAAGACACAGAACCAAGUUGUCGUAAAACCAGUGAGAAGGAUUACUGCUUCAAGGCUGGUGACACCCGCGUUAACGAACAGAUGGCCUUGGCGACCCUCCACACAAUCUGGGUCAGGGAACACAACCGGAUGGCGAAGGAACUCAGCAGCAUCAACCCUUCCUGGGAUGACGAGAGGCUGUUCCAGGAAACCAGGAAGAUCGUGGGCGCCAAAAUACAGCACAUAACCUAUAAAGAGUUCCUCAGGAAAAUUCUCAACGGCCCCGUUCUUAAUCAGUUCGACAUCAACCCCAAACUUGUUGGCUUCCAAGACAAGUACAAUCCCAAUGUAGAUGCCAGUAUAAGGAAUGCAUUUGCUACUUCCGCUUACAGGUUCGGACACACCUUGGUGAGGACAAUGUUUUCCAAGAUGAAUCAGCGCUAUCAAGGACAUGAGGAUAUGAUGCUCAGUCGGAGUUUCGGCAACACCUCCCAGAUCAUAGAGGACAAUGGUGAUGGCGUUAACAAAAUAGUCCGUGGUCUUGUCACAGAUAACCUCAAUAAGUUUGACCGUUACAUGAGUCCGCAGCUAACUCAGCAUCUGUUUGAAGAUGGCGUUGGCCAUAAACUUGACCUCGCGGCACUCAACAUCCAGAGAGGCCGCGACCACGGGUUGCCUAGCUACAAUCAAUGGCGGAGGUGGUGUCAACUUCCGGUGGCUGGUAGUUUCAGCAGCGGCCGGGGUGGACUUGUGGAUCUUCCUGAAGAUGCUAUAGACAAGCUGAGAAGUGUUUACGAACACCCUGAUGACAUUGACCUGUUUGCUGGAGGCAUGUCUGAGAAUCCCAUCAGAGGGGGGAUAGUUGGUCCCACAUUCUCCUGCAUCCUGUCUCAUCAAUUCAAGGCUCUCAGGGUCGGCGACAGAUUCUUUUAUGAUCGGGAUGAUAAAACGACGGGUUUUACAAAAGAUCAAGUUAACGCCAUCAAGGUGACCACCAUUGCGAAGGUUCUGUGUGACAACACGGACAUAGAGUCAAUACAACCAGACGCAUUCUUUGUUGUCAGGAACAAGAAUCAGCGGGUGAGCUGCGAUCAGCUGACCCAGGCCCCGCUCGUUGCGUGGGCUGAGGACCCUGUUGUGAGGAGGCAGGGGUCUCAAGUAUGGAGAAUCAGCGACAAACUUGCUGUUACGAAGACGAGCGACAACUUCGACUGUUCAAAGAGCAUUUAUAGAUUGUUUUCGAAGUACCUUUGUGAAAAGUAACAUCGUACGACCAAGUGAAAACCAUGAUCUUGUGUUUUGAGGCAUUUUCAAAAUCGUCAUUGUAAUAAACGUGGAUUUCGGAGAAA
Messenger RNA from Haliotis rufescens (red abalone), 3341 nucleotides. RefSeq names its product peroxidase mlt-7-like. The record is from RefSeq and is a predicted model, not a curated record. The transcript has 13 exons. NCBI's taxonomy places the organism in Eukaryota, Metazoa, Mollusca, Gastropoda, Lepetellida, Haliotidae. Gene Ontology annotation, biological process: response to oxidative stress. Bases 304 to 3255 code for a protein of 983 amino acids. Gene Ontology annotation, molecular function: peroxidase activity; heme binding.